AUGGUGAACAUUACGGAGAAGAUUAAGGAGAUUGAAGAUGAGAUGCGCAGGACGCAGAAGAACAAGGCCACAGAGUACCAUCUGGGUCUGUUGAAAGGUAAACUCGCCCGUCUGAGGGCUCAACUCCUGGAACCCACGGGGGGCUCCGGCGGCGGUGGCACGGGGUUCGAUGUCAGCAAGAGCGGCGAUGCGCGCGUCGCGCUCGUCGGCUUCCCCUCCGUCGGUAAAUCCACCUUCCUCAGCAAGAUCACCAAGACCAAGAGUGAGACCGCCGCGUACGCCUUCACCACGCUCACCGCAAUCCCCGGUGUCCUGGAGUACGGCGGCGCGGAAAUCCAGAUCCUGGAUCUGCCCGGUAUCAUCGAGGGGGCUGCGGAAGGAAAGGGUCGAGGACGGCAGGUCAUCUCCGCGGCUAAGACAAGCGACCUGGUCCUGAUGGUCCUGGAUGCCACGAAACGAGCGGAGCAACGAGCCCUGCUCGAGGCGGAAUUGGAUGCCGUGGGGAUUCGUCUCAACAAGGAACCUCCGAACAUCUACCUCAAACAGAAGAAGGCCGGCGGUGUGAAGAUCACCUUCCAAACGCCCCCAAAGUACCUCGACGAGAAGAUGAUCUUCAACGUUCUCCGUGACUACAAGAUGCUGAACUGCGAAGUCCUCGUGCGAGACGAAUACGCGACAAUCGACGACUUCAUCGACGUGAUUAUGAAAGACCACCGCAAAUACAUCAGAUGUCUCUACGUCUACAACAAAAUCGACGGCGUCAGCCUCGACUUCCUCGACCAACUCGCCCGCGAACCCUACACCGCCGUCAUGAGUUGUGAGCUCGAUCUCGGCGUCGAAGACGUCGUCGAGCGCAUCUGGAAGGAGCUCCGCUUGAUUCGCGUCUACACGAAGCGGAAAGGAGAGGAGCCUGAUUUCUCCGAGGCGCUGAUUGUGCGGCACAAUUCGACGAUCGAGGAUGUUUGUGAUAGCAUCCAUCGGACGCUGAAGGAGACGUUCAAGUAUGCGAUGGUGUGGGGUGCCAGCGCCAGACACAUCCCUCAGCGGGUGGGGUUGGGGCAUGUGGUGUCGGAUGAGGACGUGGUUUCGAUCGUGGCGAAAUAA
Molecule: messenger RNA, 1104 nt
Organism: Aspergillus brunneoviolaceus CBS 621.78
Lineage: Eukaryota; Fungi; Ascomycota; Eurotiomycetes; Eurotiales; Aspergillaceae
Product: putative GTP binding protein (Gtp1)
Exons: 10
Coding region: 1-1104 (367 amino acids)
Biological process (GO): cytoplasmic translation
Cellular component (GO): cytoplasm
Molecular function (GO): GTP binding; GTPase activity
Source: RefSeq, a predicted model, not a curated record